CGGCCCUGCUGCACGUGAGCGGCCCCGCCGGCGGUCCCGGGGCGGCUGCGAUGGAGCUGCCGGCCGUCAGCCUCAAGGCUAUCAUUCUGGUACACUGGCUGCUCACAGUGUGGGGAUGCAUGAAUUACAUGUUGCCAGUCUCCUAUGCCUGGGGAAAUUUCAGUGUCCUUGCAGUGGGAAUCUGGGCCAUUGUGCAGCGAGAUUCCCUUGAUGCCAUAACAAUGUUCUUGACUGGCCUGCUGCUCACAGUCCUCACAGACAUCAUUCACAUCUCUAUCUUCUACCCUUCACGGGAAUACCUCAGUGAUGCAAAGCGUUUCAGUAUCGGCAUGGCCAUCUUCAGUCUGCUCCUCAAACCCGUGUCCUGCUAUUUGGUGUACAGAAUGUAUCGGGAGCGUGGAGGAGAGUGCACCUUUAACAUAGGUGUCGCCGGUGCAGGCCAGGACCGCAGCAGCUACGAGCCCAUCGAUCAGCCAGAUGCGCCUCCGCAGUGGCCUUCCUCGGACAAGGCAGCCCAGCCGCUGUACUGAGGCACCCUGCACUCCAGGACAGACACUGCCCUCACCCAGCCAGGCCUGCCACUCUUCCCAUGGAGCAGCACCUGCUACUGGGCAAACAGAAGAGCUGAUAUUUCAUUUGCCUAUCUGAAGGUUGGGCAGAUGGGCUCUGCAGUAAGUCCAGAAGAUCUUGGAGGUGUCAUGUUAAGCACUGUGACUCACUGUAAUCCCAGUACUCUCCUUUCCUCCCUCCUCCUAAAUCCCUCCUCUGUACAUGUGACUGGAUGCACCUUCUGCAGUCUUCCAUUCUUUCACUGUGUUUCUUCUUUGUUAUCAGAGAACCACUCAAAGUACUCCUGGACAAGCAAUCUUUAAAAGGCUUACGGACUGCCCCAAAACAAUACAGUGUAGCCUGAUUUUAUGCAGAUGUAUUUCCAGGAAACAUCUAGGAGUUCCCAAAAGCUGGUUUUUAUGGCAUUAUUUAAAAUUUUUUGUGCUCCCAGUAUCUGGUAUUGGGUUUUAUUAACUGAUGCUUUUACACAAGUUGAAUGUCCUUCAGGAUACUUCAAAAGACUCUUGAAUGUCGAUUGUAGAUCCUUUGUGCCUUGAAAUACCCUUUUGCCUUCAUCUGCUUGUCUUAACAGAACUUGAAAUAUUACAUUUUUUUCUAAGAAAAAUAUAAAAUGAACACAGUUUUUCUGUGUUAGAAAAAGUUA
Catharus ustulatus (Swainson's thrush) is the source of this 1213-nucleotide messenger RNA. It is a transcript of the gene AGTRAP, whose product is annotated as angiotensin II receptor associated protein. Lineage: Eukaryota; Metazoa; Chordata; Aves; Passeriformes; Turdidae. Gene Ontology annotation, cellular component: plasma membrane. Gene Ontology annotation, biological process: angiotensin-activated signaling pathway; regulation of blood pressure. The transcript is spliced from 5 exons. Bases 51 to 530 code for a protein of 159 amino acids. The record is from RefSeq and is a predicted model, not a curated record.